AGCGGCGCCCGAUGAACAUUUACCACGAAGAUGCAAACCCCCAGGGAAUCUACAUAAGCUAUGCACAACGGUUUCUACAAGUGGGUAAACUAAUCAAUGCAUCAUUCCCAGUUCCAUAUCUCCCAUUGAUUAAUGAUGAAGAAAGUGGUGCUUUAAAAGGACUGUUGAAAUGGGUGCUCACAACUGAAAGAGAAAUAUUCACAGCUUCACAUAAUCCAGAAGAAUACAAAAAGUUGGUUGAAAUGACGAUGGCCGGUGCGGAGCAAGUCAGAGAUGAGAUGAAGGCCACUGGGAUGGGAUAUGGAAUUGUUAGGCCGGGAGAUCCGAGCUACUGGUUGGGCCAACUAUUAUCCCAUCUUAUGAAAUUAUCCAGACACAGUGCUGACGUGGCAUUCGCCGACAAGAUUCUCUACGUGACAUGCGGAAUGAUGAAUCUUCCCGGACCUCUCUACGUACCGCGCGCAGUCAUAGAUCAGUCUCCACGUGGCAAAACGGCUGAAAUGCGGGAGUACACGUGCUUCCAACUGCUCCGACGAAUAUUUCCGUGUCCUUGGGCCGAUGGGAGACUUUAUAUCACUGCAGAACUAAUUCUAUUCGGGAAUAAUCUCGAACAGGCAAUUUGGCUUAGUGCCAGGAACACGCAGGAGUACUUGGAUUGUUUAGACAACACAAAAACUCAUAUUCAAGGGAUUUUGAGAGCCGAAAAUGAUGAAUUGACGGGGAGAAUGCCAGAAUUUCCAAUCACCGAACCAUUUUUGAUGCAUACCAGCGAUCAUGGGGAACCCCAGGAAGAAUUCGCCUGAAAAUCGAUAAUUUUAGCAUUUUUUCCACAACUAGUCCGAAUCUCUGUGUUAUUUCUUGCUUUUCUUGUCAAAAAUCCCGAAAUUCCAUUGAAAAUCAUCAUUUUUCCUUCAUUUUUCAAAUUUCGCGGUAAUUUCAUGUCUGCGUCUCUUCUCUCUCGCACGUAGCGAUGGAGCGCACUUGCAUUUUUGGAUUUUUAUCGAAUAUUUUUCCGAUGAUUUUUAAUGAUUUUCGCUGGUUUUUUAUAGUUUUUAAUGUGAAAUUUUGAAUAAAAUGUGAUUUUUAUCGUUAAAU
Molecule: messenger RNA, 1095 nt
Organism: Caenorhabditis elegans
Lineage: Eukaryota; Metazoa; Nematoda; Chromadorea; Rhabditida; Rhabditidae
Gene: C06H5.8
Product: Cucumopine_C domain-containing protein
Exons: 3
Coding region: 12-803 (263 amino acids)
Source: RefSeq, marked reviewed